Molecule: messenger RNA, 892 nt
Organism: Drosophila innubila
Lineage: Eukaryota; Metazoa; Arthropoda; Insecta; Diptera; Drosophilidae
Gene: kappaB-Ras
Product: NF-kappa-B inhibitor-interacting Ras-like protein
Exons: 2
Coding region: 82-711 (209 amino acids)
Biological process (GO): canonical NF-kappaB signal transduction
Molecular function (GO): GTPase activity; GTP binding
Source: RefSeq, a predicted model, not a curated record
GUUAUCGAUAUUCAUUAAGCGAAAGUUGAGAUUAGGGUACACAUUUUAUUUAUUUGUUUGUUUGUUUUUAUUUAAUCCAAAAUGCUCAAUGCAAAAAUUGGUAAGGUCGGCAAAGUACUGGUGUGUGGUAUGAAAAAUGUUGGGAAAACGGCACUCAUCGAGCAACUGGUUUAUGGAAACGUCAACACAGAAACCGAACUGCACCCAACAAUUGAGGAUAUAUAUGUGGCGAGUGUAGAUACAGGGCGUGGCGGUGCCCGGGAAACGCUACGCAUUUACGAUACAGCCGGACUACAAGGCGAACAGGCGGCUCAGCUGCCGCGUCACUAUUUGCAAUUUCCAGAUGCCUUUGUGCUCGUCUAUGAUCCCACCGAUCCACGUAGCCUGGAUAUGCUGGCCGACAUCAAGACAGACAUAGACAAGCAUAAGGAGAAAAAGGAGGUGCCAGUAAUUGUAUUAGCAAAUGUACGAGCACGCAGUAAAAAGGAUACGCCACCCGCCACACCAAAUCCCGUCGAAUCCAUAAUGGAUCGAGCAAACAAUUGGUGCCAAAGAGAACGUAUCAAGCACUACACGGUCAAUGUUAUGGAACGACCGUCACUGUACGAGCCCUUUACAGUUCUGUGUGCCCGUCUGCAUCCUCCACAGACGAAGAGCACAUUCCCACAGCUGCGUCAGGUGAUGCAGAAUCGUCAGAAGAGUGAGGUUUAGCCUGUAUUCAGUCUUUGUACUUACAAUCAACAUUUCACUUUAGAAUAGAACUGACGCACUAAAUGACUAAUGUGGAUAUUGUAUAACUAUUAAUUGUCCCCUUUAUGUUUAUUGUUGUGAUUUAUAGCCUGUCUAAUGUACUUGCCUAUGCAAAUGUUUAUAAUAUACUUAGUAUAGAAUA